CCGGGAAGCUCCCGGGCUCCGGAGUCUGGCUUGAUUGUGGAGUUAAAAUACCCGGCUGGGACGUGGCUAGCAACGGGAAGAAAAGUGCUCUGUUAACCACCAGAUGGAGCCUUCCGGUCUGCUGCCUGUUUGUUGGAAUGAUUGUUUUCUAGUAUACGGGAAAAGCUCUUGCAUGGGUUGUUUUUUUUUUUUCCUGACAGAUUUUACCCGUGUGUUCAAAUGGAGAAAAAAAAAACAAGGCACUAGCCAACAAUCUUUGAAGUAUUUACUAGAAAAAGAUGCUCAGCUUCUCCUAAUUUUGAAUUUUCGCCAGUGUGUUAAGAGUCAAUGAAAUGGCUCAGCCAGGAAACUCGCUUGCAGCAGAACUCACAAGGUGGAAGGAGAGAACCUCCUCUCCAAAGUUGUACUCUGACCUCCGCACCUGCUACGACAGGCACGCACCCACACACAUGCAAACGCAAAAAUCGUAAUUUUAUAUUUUUGAAGUGUCUUUUUAGGCUGGUGGUGGAGGGUCAAGCCUAGAAUCCCAAUAGUCAAGGUAAAAAAAAGACAGGCCAGCCUAAGUAACAUUGUGAACUGUAGACCCUUCUGGGCUACAGAAGAGACGUAGUCUCAAAACCCUAAAAAUUGUCCAGGUGUGGUACUUGGUUCAUGCCUAUAGUUCGAGGACUAAGAAAGCUGAGGCCGGAGGAUCACUACAGGUUUGAGGACAACCGGAGCUACCUAAUGGGUUCCGGAAUAGCCUGAGCUACAAACCACUAAGAUCCUAUCAAAAAAAGGAGAAAAAAAAUUAAACUCUCCAUCUAUCCGCUCUGUGUCAGUUUUGUUCCCCGAGAAACCAGAAAGGGUUGUAAGAUUCAGAGGAAUGAAAAGUGCUUAGCAGUGGCUGAAUUCUUCAGGACUCUGAAAAAUGACAACUACCGCAAUGUUGUUCAUUAAUUUAGAAGAUAUUCAAGACUCUGAAGUUCACCCUCAGUCCCUGCUCCCUACCCACGCUUUAGAAGAGAAAGUGGAAUUAGGUUUUAAAAAAGACCUAGGAAUUCUUUAGGAACCACUUCUCUCAGGAAUUCUACUCUCCCGCUUCACGCCACCGCCGGAGCCAUUAACCUGAUGCAACCCGCAAGUUGGCGCGGCUCCGCCCCCUUCAGCCUGUCAGCGCCACCUGAGGCCGCUGAAGCUCCGGCGCCGGGCCGACCCUGGGCGCAGGCGCAAAAGGCAUUGGCGGGUUUGAAUACCAUGGCGUGGGUUCCUGCCGAGUCUGCGGUGGAGGAGUUGAUGCCACGGUUGUUACCUGUGGAGCCCUGUGACUUGACGGAAGGUUUCGAUCCCUCGGUGCCCCCCAGGACGCCUCAGGAAUACCUAAGGAGGGUGCAGAUUGAAGCGGCUCAGUGUCCAGAUGUUGUGGUAGCCCAAAUUGAUCCAAAGAAGUUGAAGAGGAAGCAAAGUGUGAAUAUUUCCCUUUCAGGAUGCCAGCCUGCCCCUGAAGGUUAUUCUCCAACACUUCAGUGGCAGCAGCAACAAGUGGUACGGUUUUCAGCUGUUCGACAGAGUGUGAACAAGCAUAGAAAUCACUGGAAAUCUCAGCAGUUGGAUAGUAAUGUGACAAUGCCGAAAUCUGAAGAUGAAGAAGGCUGGAAAAAAUUCUGUCUGGGUGAGAGGCUGUGUGCUGAAGGGGCUGUUGGACCAUCUACAAAUGAAAGCCCCGGGAUUGACUAUGUACAAAUUGGUUUUCCUCCCUUACUUAGUAUUGUGAGCAGAAUGAAUCAGGCAACAGUUACUAGUGUCUUGGAAUAUCUGAGUAAUUGGUUUGGAGAAAGAGAUUUUACUCCAGAAUUGGGAAGAUGGUUUUAUGCUUUGUUGGCUUGUCUUGAAAAACCUUUAUUACCUGAGGCUCAUUCACUAAUUCGACAGCUUGCAAGAAGAUGCUCUGAAGUCAGGCUCCUAGUGAGUAGUAAAGAUGAUGAAAGAGUUCCUGCUUUGAAUUUGCUGAUCUGCUUAGUUAGCAGGUAUUUUGACCAGCGUGAUUUAGCUGAUGAGCCGUCUUGAUAGAGCUUAUCUCCUGGGGAUGGAAGGUAGUUCUUUGAAGGCAGCCUGAGUCUGAGGAAGCACAAUGCCAAUUUGAGGACAAAGUGCAGCACUUCUUCAACUCUAUGUGAAGUGUUUCAUCUUAAUCUGCAGCUCAAGUUGAUAUUCAAAAUAAAGACAGUACUGGUUUGAGUAUCUGCAAUACCUAAGGAAAAGUCCACGGGGUAGCUGAACAGUUGGAAUAGUUUCUUCAGUCAUGUGCAUUGAAAAUAGAUGAAAUGUGACUUAUUACUUAAGCAGCUUGCAUAAAAACUGAUGAAAUUUUA
Messenger RNA from Peromyscus maniculatus bairdii (prairie deer mouse), 2351 nucleotides. RefSeq names its product gem nuclear organelle associated protein 2 (gene Gemin2). NCBI's taxonomy places the organism in Eukaryota, Metazoa, Chordata, Mammalia, Rodentia, Cricetidae. The record is from RefSeq and is a predicted model, not a curated record. Gene Ontology annotation, biological process: spliceosomal snRNP assembly; spliceosomal complex assembly. Gene Ontology annotation, cellular component: SMN complex; spliceosomal complex; nucleus.